GUAUAAAUUUCUAAAUUAGAAAAGUAUUCAGUCAUCUCUUUAGAUCUCCGUUUUCCAUUUUCCUCAAAACACAACUUCCAUUUCUCCUCCGUUCUAUUCAACAGCACCACUUUACACUAUGGCCACCGACUCCAGAUCUGAAGCCACUGCCGCCAAUGGAACCGAAAACCCUGUUCCAUCUCAGUCGCCACCAAUCCAAUCGACCCACAAAGUCGCCUUGAUCACAGGCAUUACGGGCCAAGAUGGCUCCUACUUAACCGAAUUUCUGCUUAACAAAGGAUACGAAGUACAUGGCCUUAUUCGCAGAUCCUCCAAUUUCAACACCCAACGGAUCAAUCACAUCUAUAUUGAUCCCCACAAUGCCCACAAGGCCCGGAUGAAGCUCCACUAUGCCGACCUCACUGACGCCUCCUCCCUCCGCCGAUGGCUUGAUACCAUCCAGCCUGAUGAGGUUUAUAACCUUGCCGCACAGUCCCAUGUCGCGGUUUCUUUUGAGAUACCGGAUUACACAGCUGAUGUAGUGGCUACUGGGGCUCUUCGUCUUCUUGAGGCGGUCCGGUCCCACAUAUCCGCCUCUGGAAGAUCCCAUAUUCGGUAUUACCAGGCGGGUUCGUCUGAGAUGUUCGGAUCCACUCCUCCACCGCAGACGGAGUCUUCUCCGUUCCACCCCAGGUCACCUUACGCGGUUUCUAAGUGCGCCGCCCAUUGGUACACUGUCAAUUACCGUGAAGCGUAUGGAAUUUUUGCGUGCAACGGGAUUCUAUUCAACCACGAGUCCCCCAGGAGGGGCGAAAACUUUGUGACCCGGAAGAUCACCCGGGCAGUGGGGCGGAUCAAGAUCGGAUUACAGAGCAAGCUUUUCCUGGGAAAUCUGCAGGCUUCAAGAGAUUGGGGUUUCGCGGGCGACUAUGUUGAAGCAAUGUGGCUGAUGCUACAGCAAGAAAAACCGGACGACUAUGUGGUGGCAACCGAAGAAUCUCACACAGUGGAGGAAUUCUUAGAGGUAGCAUUUGGGUAUGUGGGAUUGAAAUGGAAGGAUCAUGUAUUGAUUGACAAGAGGUAUUUUAGGCCGGCGGAAGUGGAUAAUUUGAAAGGGAUUGCAAGUAAGGCCAAGAAAGUAUUGGGAUGGAAACCCAAAGUAGGAUUCGAGCAGCUUGUGAAAAUGAUGGUGGAUGAAGACAUUGAAUUGGCUAAAAGAGAGAAAGUUCUUGUUGAUGCUGGCUAUAUGGAUGCCCAACAACAGCCUUGAUUGAAUCCAUUCAAAAACAGGCUUGCAUUUCUUUCUUUUUCAAUUGUUAGUCCUGCUCGUUCAUCCAAUGUUUUUGAUUGAUUUCGAAGGCAGUAGAAUUUUUGGAUCAUAUUCUGGUAAUAUUGUUGUUAUGUUUGCUGUUUCUACAUUAAAGUUGUAUUUGGGAUAAUCCUACUAUUCACUCAGUUAAUAAUUUUUUGACUAUUCCCAUGGGAUACUUGUUUAUU
Messenger RNA from Olea europaea var. sylvestris, 1476 nucleotides. RefSeq names its product GDP-mannose 4,6 dehydratase 1. Gene Ontology annotation, biological process: GDP-mannose metabolic process. The transcript has a single exon. Bases 119 to 1249 code for a protein of 376 amino acids. Gene Ontology annotation, molecular function: GDP-mannose 4,6-dehydratase activity. The record is from RefSeq and is a predicted model, not a curated record. Lineage: Eukaryota; Viridiplantae; Streptophyta; Magnoliopsida; Lamiales; Oleaceae.